Molecule: messenger RNA, 1252 nt
Organism: Aspergillus steynii IBT 23096
Lineage: Eukaryota; Fungi; Ascomycota; Eurotiomycetes; Eurotiales; Aspergillaceae
Product: cutinase family protein
Exons: 3
Coding region: 444-1085 (213 amino acids)
Biological process (GO): carbohydrate catabolic process
Cellular component (GO): extracellular region
Molecular function (GO): cutinase activity
Source: RefSeq, a predicted model, not a curated record
AGGGACUCUUGGCCUGGGUUUGCUGCUAGGCUGGACAGUAGGAAUGGGUGGAUUGGCCGAGGUAGACGGCACUUGUCGACCUGUUUCUGGUCUGGAUAGGAAGUGAUCGCUGGGAGUACCUGAUGGGCGGUUGAAUUCCGAGGUUGUUUCGAUUGAUCAAGCCCUAUGGUUGGUGGUUGAUCGGUAUGGGCUCGAUGCCAGACCGUCUGGUCUAGGGCUCCUCGAUUCCUUGGUCCACGGAGGGAUUUCGAAAUGCCGUUAUGACAAGCUCCUCAAGUACCGAGAGAUGAGGGUAUAUAAGACUCGUUGAGGCACGGUGGAUUGGGAUUGUUUGUUCCAGCAUCGCAGAGCAUUCUUUCUCUUUCUUCCUGCAGUCCAAUCCAACCGUCCAACUUCGUUCUUUUCCAAAGUAAAGCAAACCAAAAGCAACCGCAAUCGCAAAAAUGAAGCUUCAGCUCCUCUCCGCUGCCCUGGCCGGUCUGGCUGCCGCGAGCCCUAUGGCACUGGAAGAACGGCAAGCCAGCUCCGGCAACGAACUCCGCAACGGAGACUGCCAGCCCGUCACGUUCAUCUUCGCCCGGGCCUCCACUGAAGUCGGACUCCUGGGCGCCUCCACCGGCCCGUCGGUCUGCAGCAAGCUGAAGUCGGCGCGCAGUGACGGCGUCGCAUGCCAGGGCGUGGGCCCCAAGUACCGCGCCACGCUGGGCGAUAACGCCCUCCCCAAGGGCACGUCGCAGGUGGCCAUCGACGAGGCCAAGGAGCUGUUCGAGCUGGCGGCGGAGAAGUGUCCCGAUACGCAGAUCGUGGCGGGUGGAUAUAGUCAAGGAACAGCCGUCAUGCACGGCGCCAUCCCCGAGCUCUCGGACGCCCUGAAGGACCAGAUCAAGGGCGUCGUGCUCUUCGGCGACACCCGCAACAAGCAGGACAACGAGCAGAUCCCCGAUUUCCCCAAGGACAAGAUCAAGAUCUACUGCGCCACGGGCGACCUGGUCUGCGAGGGCACGCUGAUCGUCGCGCCGCCGCACUUCUCGUACCUCGGCGAUACCACCGAUGCGACGGAGUUUUUGGAGGGCAAGUUGGAGUAGAUGCUUCUCUUGUUUGGCUGUCACUGUCUCUGUCCCUUGUUGAGAUGAGUUGAGCUGAGGCAGGUUGGACAGAAGGAGGGAUGGAGUGGAUGGGACCAAGGGAAGGAAGAAAAGAAGGGAGAAAGGGAAGUAAUGCAGGACAUUACUGCUUCGUUCCUCUUAUUCGC